AUGGCUUCUCUUAGAUAUAGUUUCAUGUUCUUCUAUUCUUACUUCAUUUUGACUUUAUUUUUAUUGCAUGCACCAUCGUUAGUUACAAGCUCCACGUACAGGUACAAGCAGCUCGAGUCAUCAUCAAUCAAUCGAACCGCCUCUAUCAACUCUACCAAGUACCACCACAGGUGGGUUGGACCAGUAGGUCACCGUGUGAUCACCGUGGAUGUUAACGGGGGCGGCGAGUUCCGGUCGGUCCAAGCUGCUGUUGAUGCUGUCCCAGAGAGCAAUAGGAAAAAUGUGACGAUACUAAUCAGCGAAGGACGUUACAUUGAGAAGGUGACUGUGCCAGCGAGCAAACCGUACAUAACGUUUCAAGGAGAAGGAAGAGACGUGACAAUCAUCGAAUGGCAUGAUAGAGCAAGCGAUCGUGGUGCCAAUGGUCAACAGCUGCGUACUUACAGGACUGCUUCUGUUUCUGUUUUUGCUAAUUAUUUCUCAGCUAGAAACAUAAGCUUCAAGAACACAGCACCAGCACCAAUGCCGGGAAUGGAGGGAUGGCAAGCUGCUGCUUUUCGCAUAUCUGGGGAUAAGGCGUACUUUGCAGGCUGUGGAUUCUAUGGUGCACAAGAUACUCUAUGCGACGAUGCAGGGAGGCAUUACUUCAAGGAGUGUUACAUUGAGGGCUCUAUAGAUUUUAUUUUUGGGAAUGGCCGCUCCAUGUACAAAGACUGUGAGCUGCACUCAAUAGCGACCAGAUUUGGAUCGAUUGCAGCUCAAGAUAGAAACUCUCCGGACGAGAAAACGGGGUUUGCUUUCCUUAACUGCAAGGUGACAGGCACUGGACCACUGUACGUGGGUCGGGCCAUGGGUCAGUACUCACGGAUAGUCUAUUCCUAUACAUAUUUUGACAACGUGGUUGCACACGGUGGCUGGGAUGAUUGGGACCACGUCAGCAACAAGAAUAAGACCGUGUUCUUUGGGGUGUACAGAUGCUGGGGGCCAGGAGCUGACGCAGUACGGGGUGUUUCAUGGGCAAGAGACCUAGACUAUGAAUCUGCCCACAAGUUCCUUGCCAAGAGUUUUGUCAACGGAAGACAUUGGAUAGCCCCUUCUGAUGCUUAG
Dovyalis caffra is the source of this 1107-nucleotide messenger RNA. The record is from the annotation of a GenBank genome assembly. Lineage: Eukaryota; Viridiplantae; Streptophyta; Magnoliopsida; Malpighiales; Salicaceae.